ACACAGCAUGGUGACUACGCUCAGACUCACAUGUUCCUCUGCAAACAUUCAGCUGAUCUUUGUUACUUUUUCAUCGGCAGAAAGAAGGUGCAGGUCUCUUUGCAGUGAUGGACGGCAUCAAAAGAUACUUGGCCGUGCGAGGAGUCCGUUGGCCCUGGACCAGGACGGACGACACGCCGACUGAGUCCAGCCCGCUUAUACCGAAGGGGAAUGCUAAUGAGAUUGCCCACAGGACCACCGAGCUCCACCAAGUUAGUGUAAUUGACGAACAAAAGCCUGGAUCCAAGGCGAUCCACCCCCCCAACUACAGAUAUUCUUUCAUCGACUACUUCCUCAAGUACCUCCUGGUUCUAAGCAACUUGAUGUUCUCCGUCCUGGGCCUCCUUCUCCUCGGCUUGGGGAUGUGGGGCCUCAUCAGCAAAGAAUCUUUAUCCCAGGAGAGGAUCGGAAGCCUUGGCACCGACCCCAUGCUGCUGCUGGUGACCACGGGCCUCUUGCUGACGGUGCUCUGCCUGACGGGCUGCGUGGGCGCCUUGCGGGAAAACAGCUGCCUGCUGAAGGCGUUCUCCGGAGCGCUGCUGGUGCUCAUCACGGCCGAGGUGCUGGCCGUCAUCGUGUUAUACAACACCCAAGAGGAGAUCGGCAACCUUCUGCGGUCGGGAAUGUUGACUGCCAUGGCCGGCUACCAGGACGAUCUGGAUCUAAGGUUCAUCACCGAUGAGAUCCAGUCCAAUCUUCAGUGCUGUGGGGCGGACACGUACCGGGACUGGGAGAUCAACAUAUACUACAACUGCUCCGCUCCAGGAAUUUUGGCCUGCGGCGUUCCGGCCUCGUGCUGCCUGGACCCGAUGGAAAACGGAACCGUGUGGAACUCUCAGUGCGGCUUGGAUGCUCAAACGUUGGAUGAGUUCAGCGCUCAGAGCGUGAUCUUCCUGGGAGGAUGUUUGGGGGGAAUGUCGCGGUGGGUGCAGCAGCACGAGGCACUGAUCGGGACCGUAAUCGUGGUCGUACUGGUCGUGCAGAUCCUGACCGUGUUUGUGACCGCGCGACUCCAAGAGAGGAUCCGCUGGCAUAAACUCUACGCCUAACAGGAGAUGAUGGACGCAAUGUAUUUCAAUGUGUUCCAAGGCA
Entelurus aequoreus (snake pipefish) is the source of this 1131-nucleotide messenger RNA. RefSeq names its product tetraspanin-10-like. The record is from RefSeq and is a predicted model, not a curated record. Gene Ontology annotation, cellular component: membrane. The transcript has 3 exons. NCBI's taxonomy places the organism in Eukaryota, Metazoa, Chordata, Actinopteri, Syngnathiformes, Syngnathidae. The coding region runs from base 108 to 1088 and encodes 326 amino acids.